Molecule: messenger RNA, 518 nt
Organism: Salvia hispanica
Lineage: Eukaryota; Viridiplantae; Streptophyta; Magnoliopsida; Lamiales; Lamiaceae
Source: RefSeq, a predicted model, not a curated record
AUUAAAGAUUUGGUGGUAGCAAAGCAAUGGGUUACAAGCAAUCCCCGGCCUUGAUUGUGGUGGCUCUCCUCCUCUUGGCCACCGCGACUCCUCUUGCCUAUGGCCAAUUACCACGGAAUCCUACUGGCUUCGUCACUGGUGCAAUCUGCUGCACAUCCAGCGGAACCUGCACCCCUGGAGCGGUACGGAUCCCAGGAGUGGCGCUGAGGCUGAACUGCACCACUCUCCUAGGAAAUGUGGUGACGCUCGCCCAGGGCGUCACCAAUGCCACUGGUGUUUUUAACCUCACUUUGCCAAACCCUUUGGGCCCUGUCAUCAACACAAUCCUACCAUAUUUUAAGACAACAAGACUCUUGGGUCCAGAGCGGAAAGAACUGAGGCUCUGAUACCAACUGUAACAGCCCGGCAUUUCUAGGGUAUAAUAAAUACGGCGACUGUUAACUAGGAGAACUUAAGGCAACAAGAAAUGUAGACUAGGGUUUCAUUUAGAGAAAUUUGACCAAGUAUUUAAUGGGGCA